Molecule: messenger RNA, 6908 nt
Organism: Hypanus sabinus (Atlantic stingray)
Lineage: Eukaryota; Metazoa; Chordata; Chondrichthyes; Myliobatiformes; Dasyatidae
Gene: gas2l1
Product: growth arrest-specific 2 like 1
Exons: 5
Coding region: 586-3498 (970 amino acids)
Biological process (GO): actin crosslink formation; regulation of microtubule polymerization or depolymerization; protein localization to microtubule plus-end
Cellular component (GO): microtubule plus-end; cytoplasm; actin filament
Molecular function (GO): actin filament binding; cytoskeletal adaptor activity; microtubule binding
Source: RefSeq, a predicted model, not a curated record
GGGGGAAGUGGUCGGUUUCCAUGGAGUUAAAAGUAGUCAGGAUAUAAACAGAGGCCGAGCUGGAAGAGAAAGCUUGCCGAAAAUAAUGGAGCAACCGGAAACGUAUCGCUUCCACCCGAAGCGCAAGGCUUGGGCUGCAAACGAGCGCAGCGGAGAAGGCGCCGGGCUGCCGACCCGAUGAGAUGAGCAGCCGGCAAAGAGUUUUUGCGCUCGCCAGGUGGGUCGCUGUCUGAUUUACUGGGAGGCUCUUCCGAUGCGGAGGGAGGAGGGAGUCAUCUGAGAAGAAACUAGUCAUCCCUGGUCAGGGCGGCAUCUGAAACCGCCCGGCGCGGCAGUCGGAAGAGUGGUCGCUGCGCUUCAGCGGAGACGACCGGCGCGCAAUGGCAACAGACCAAGAACGAUAGUCAACGGGCAGAGAGAGACGCAGGGAUUCAUCUGGGCGCCCAAUCUGGAACUAACCCUCAUUGUGCAUGGGCGGGGGAUAUUAACCAGAGCGAAUCACCUGGAGCCCGGGUUGACACAGCAAUUUCAAGCGAGGAGAGCGGAGGAGUUAAAAGGGGAGGGGCCGGCGGCUAGUUGAGGAAUAUGGCGGAACAGAAGAACAUCCAGUCGGCGGCCAGUAAGAGUAUCCGCCCGUUCAGAUCCAGCGAGGAGUAUCUGUACGCUAUGAAGGAGGACUUGGCCGAGUGGCUCAACGCCCUGUACGAUCUGGACGUACAUGUGGACUCUUUCAUGGAAACACUGGAGACGGGAUGUGCCCUGUGCCAACACUCCAACAACGUCAACCAGACUGCCCUGGAGUUUGAGCACAAGUGCCCGGAGGUGGCCAAGAGGAUGAAGGUUCCCCGCAACGGAGUGACUUUCGCCUCCAAGAACGUGCAGCCCGGCUCCUUCAUCGCCAGGGACAACGUGUCCAACUUCAUUGACUGGUGCCGUCAUGACCUGGGCAUCCAGGACGCGCUGAUGUUCGAGACCAACGACCUGGUCCUCCGCAAGAACGAGAAAAACUUCGUGCUAUGCCUGCUGGAGGUGGCCAGGCGGGGGUCCAAGUUCGGCAUGUUGGCCCCGAUGCUGAUCCAGAUGGAGGAGGAGAUCGACGAGGAGAUCCGCGACGCGUUGGAAGAGCCGCUCGACGAGGAGACGUUCCGUCCCCGAGCCCAGAGGAGGCUGUGUGACUUUAAAAAUCUGGACGCCAUGGUGCGUGAGAUUCUUGGCUACUGCUCUUGUCCUUCCCAGUUCCCUAUGACUAAAGUAUCCGAGGGCAAAUAUAAAGUUGGUGAGACCAGCACGUUGAUCUUCAUCAGAGUUCUGAGGAAUCACGUGAUGGUACGUGUUGGAGGAGGCUGGGAUACCCUUGAGCACUAUCUCAACAAGCAUGAUCCCUGUAGGUGUGCAUCGUCAACACAUCGCUAUCAACCAGUGAAACCUCAGUCCAAGACUUCCCUGAGCAACAGCCCUCUCGCCUCCAGAGCCCCAAGUCCCGGACCGCAUCGCUUUUCCGAAGGCCCGAAUAUCUCAAGGCUACCUGAUAAUGCCAGGCAUGUGGACAAGCGGACAACCUCUGCGGCGGAGUUGUCAGCCGUGAAACAAAAUGGAUUAUCUGCCGCAACACGGGACAGACCAUUCAGCCCAACUAACAGUGGAAACAAAAGUGAGACACCAAGGUUUCAGAAUACAUCUGGCAAUCCAGCUGAGUUGGCAAAUAAACGCUUCCAGCAAACACCAGACCCAGGAAGGACUAUCUCAUCUCGGUCAUACGACUGGUCAGAACCAAGGAUUUCUGGUCCUGGGAGACAAAGGGAAUCGUCCAUACCACGACGGCAAGCGGGAGAACAGGCAUCCACCAAGAGGGGCCGACAGAAAACGUCAUUCACCCCUCGGAAACUCUCGAGUGACGACGUGCUGAUCAUAGACCGGAGAGAUGGGAUGCACUUUGUACAGCGGCCGGCAGCUCAGCGUCGUCCAGUUGAGAAGGCCGUUGAGGUGAAGCGAAGAAGCCAGUCAUCCGACCCGCUGAAGCAGUUUUCCGAGCGCGAUGGGUCGGUCCGCCAGCUCAGUGCGUACUCAUCGCAACGGGGCAGGUCCCGCCUGCCCCGGGAACCCUCCAGAGCCCCUUCCAACCCAAGCCAGAACUCGCCCGUGUCCGUCAAGGGGAAAGCUCAACACAGCGACGGACCGAGCCAGUGGGGAAGAGAAGCUCCGCGCUCCCGGGGCCAAGCGGGCGACAGGGGGGAAGCCGAUAAGAGAGCGGCCAGGGUCAAAUCCCCCGCCCGAUCCAGAAGCCAAGCUGUGACCAGGCAACCGAAGUGUCCCAGCACUCCUUCCACUGCCAAGAGCAAGCCAUCCAUCAACGCAGCCAGGUCUUGCAGCCCCGCGCCCAAAGCUUACGCAGCCAGACCGCCGCUCUCCGUGCCCCGGUCCGCCGCGGGCCCUCACCGCGUUUUGUGCUACGAUAAGAACCAGAACGUGAUCAGCGUGGAUUCCGGGCGCCGGCGGUCUUCCAGCAGUUGCUGCGGUACAAGCGGCUGUUCCCCAAAUUCAGAGGCGGAGAGUUUGGACCCGGCUCAGGCUUUCGAUUCCCUUACAGAAGACGAACUGUACAGGAGCUUCGAGGAGGAGUUUCUGGCCAACUCGCGGCAGAUCUCCCUGGACAGCAAUGGUACUGAGGACAGUGAAACGUUUCUAGUCACCGGAGAAAGCCAGCCAGUCGCUGAAGCACGGCAGGAGACUACAGAUUCUGCAUCCGGACUGGCCACUGUCAAUGACCCGGGAACGGAUGCAGAAACACUGACCCGGAUCCCACCAGAGAGGACUAACAGCCCGGGGCUGGGGAAAACCCGGCCACAGAAUGGUCUGGACAUUGCAGGCGGCUUGAACUGGAAUGGAGAAGGCCUAGAUGGCCUAAAUGUUGUAAAAACGAUAGAGAAGGUAAGGGAGACCGUCCUCUUGAGUCCUCAGGGUGAAACAGAAUUAUAUACAUUCGAACUCCGCUGUGCCUCCGAACGCCUGGGCCCCCCUGACGAGGGGAAGGUACAAAAUGGACAGAUCCCCGAGUUCACUGUAGAGAACAGAACUAGCCCCCUGUGUCUGUGCGAUGAUCCAGGAUACGAGAACAGCGAGGGGUCCGUGAUUGAGACAUCCAGCGAGUCUUCCAUCAACCUCCACCUUAACUCGCCCGCUGUCCAAAUGAGGCCGAGGAACGGACUGAAGAAACCCGACCGAGUGCCUUCCGUCUACAAGAUGAAGCUGCGCCCCAAGGUCCGGCCGCGGACGGACAAUCGGCCCGAGAAGAGGCCCUCGAAAAUCCCCACCCCGAUCAACUGGAGGCAAGGGCAGAAAUCUCCGCUGGACGGGAGCCACUCCCGGAGAAAACUGAAACACAAACUGAUCCUGUGCAGUGAAGACCUCCAGAGUUCAAGAGAGGAUCUGCCGCCCUCGCCCUCCUCUGAUGGCGAGAGAGCUCCAACCCACAACGAUAUCGAGGGCUCCUGGGUUUAAUCCUCGAUGUUUACGUCUCAGGAGUUCCUUCGCUUUACGCCUUCCAUUUGUAUUAACCAUGUCAUUAAAUGUAUCUCAGGUCGAAUGCAAGGCAGGUGUGUGUGGAGAAUUAACCUCCCACUUGGCUGCAACGUCGUUUGGUUGGAAAGAGGGAUUCGGCCAGGUGAGGUCCUUGGGAAUCGCCAGGAACCGGGCAGAUUUGCUUGUUCGUAUUCUUGCGGUUCGCUGAUACCUGAUGCACAUUGGAGGGAUUGUUUUACUCGUUCAUCAUUUACAAACCGGGCUUCCUCACUAGACGGCGCCCUUGUCUAGAGGGGGUGGAUGGAGAGACGAUUUGAAGUGUAACAGAAAAUGGCGUCGGCCAUUAGUUAUUUACCUGAUUAGGUGCGGCGGGUCAGAGUGGGCAAUUGACCCGGGCUGUGGGAACUGGGCAUUGAUUAAAAGGGAAGCAUGUCCUUACAUUUCCCCCCCCCCCCCCCACACACACACACACACAACCCCGCGCAUUCCACUGACACUUGGGCGAGGUUUAGUGCUGUUCGUGCCUUGAUAUCAUGGCGCUUGUGUUUUUUUAUCCCCUGCAUCGGUGCAUUUUGGAGUGAAAAUUGGAGACAGGAUGGGGAAAGACGAUGGCCGCUGUUACCUGUAGCAGUUCAAAGAAUCUAAACCUAAUGCUGACCAUUCUAUAUCUAGCCUUCUACUUAGUAACCAACCAAUGUACUUAAUAACUACUUCGUGUGCAAUGAAUAAUCUCCGUGCUAAUUUGUCACUGUGAGCCCUGAGCUGUGUGUCUUGGCGCUUUGGACGCCUGACUUAUUGUUAGGUAGGAGCUGUGGAAUUUUAAACUGGAGCCUUCACAUUCCAUUCACUGGGGUCGAAAACGCUAAACGCUAAAGCGCACAAUUCAACAUAACUUGUAGCGGACUUCUCCGAAGGCUAAAUGUAACCGGAGCCAUUGACGCGCUACCGCGCCAGCCCGUUAUAACCCGGACUGCCAACGGUUGUAUCUUUAAAACUGCCCUGUCGAUCACGGCUUUCAAGGUGGCACGUUAAGGAACCAGAAAUCAGGAGACUUGGGUGCGUUUCCUCGGAUAGCGCUGUGACAUUUGAUGCGUUGUUUGCACAGUAAACUCUCAAACUUACAAUCAAUCCAUUUUACGGUGUUGCCCACCGGUGAGACGGGGAGUGCUACGCUUCUGGAUUCAUGCUGCUAACAGUGGAGUGCGUGAGGCACACCCAUGUCUCCAAUGCGUAAUUUCCAGCCUGCGGAUUGUAUUUAUCUCAGGAACCCGAUAAAUCAGUUUGCGUCCAUCUUGCAAGUUUAGAAAACAGUUAAGAAAGCAGUACUGGAUAUGGAGGCCAGCUGUAGUUCACGCACUGCGCCUUGUCCUAAGGCUCGUCAUCCGCAAGCACUAUUCGUUUCCUAGACCUUGCAUAGAAGAUCAUAAUAUGAAUGCGAUCGACGCGCUGUCAGUCGCAGCAGAGUGUAUCAGCAAAGAGCUUUAAACACUUAUUUGGAGGCGGUUUCACAAGUGUGAUUUAUUUUCUAAGGCGUUCUCUGUCGGGGGAUUGGAGAAAGAACUUGUAUAAAUUUCUGUGCAACAAUUUUCCCUCCUUGCUGUCGGGUUCUCGGACGUCUUCCAAAGCCCAGCGAGCUGGUUAGUCCAGUCGAGCAAGGGGGUUUCACCACUUCCUCGUAACAUCUGGAGGGUGUCCCGCCCCAGCAUCUCGGCCAUCCUCCGGUGCGCCACGGUGACCCCUGCGUCAGGUUCUGUCGCUUUGCUGGUGGCUGCUCAGAAUCGCUUGGCAAAUGCCAAACAACCGAGCCGAUGUCGUGGGCGGUUUGGGAGCCCCAAACAGGUCCCCGCACACUGAGGCGAGACGGGGGGGAUUGUGGUCACCAUCUAAAGUGGAGAGGGGAAAUAGCGCGGAACCGGUCACCCUGGUGCCCGAGGGGGCCGCGGUGGCUUUGCCAUUCGUUCUUAAUCCGCCUCAUGUUUCUGCCCUGGCUUGGGUCUCGGGGUUAAAGUGUCUUAAUAGCGUAGAUCACUCACCGUCACCUGUUCGAGCCAUGAGCUGUACGGUGCUAUUCACCAAAGAUAUGUCGCUAGGUUUUUAAAAUUCUCUCUCUAAUACAGGCGCUUUAAUUUGUGCUAAUUAUAAUUGCAGACUUUCAAAUGUGGAGUUUGCAGCCUGUCACUAUAUCUAUUCCUUGUAUGUUUUCCCAUAUCGUCACCGCCCCCACCCCCACCCCGCACCCAGAACAAAAAAAAAUCUAACUUUUCCAAGAAGUGUGACUCUAAAUUCUAGUUAGGUUUUUAAACUGCUGGUGAUCAUGACAUUGAUUACAACCAGAGGCAGAUUGGGAUUACUCCGCUGUGAGAGGGUGGGGUUCCUGGGAUCGUUGGUUCGGAGCGUGGGGCAUCCGUGGUGAACCUACAUUUAAUCAUUUCUAGUUUGAUUCGAUACUCACAUGAACAGACUAUUUAUUGCUGAUGGGAUUUGAUCCCCUGCCUCGCAUAAUCUGGAGGCGGAAACGUAUCAAUUAACAAGAUGAGCCUCAGCAUCCAUUCUAGUUAAAAUUUGGGUGUAUUUGUCUAUCGAAAUGGCGUUGAAUUAUCAUUUUUUCUAAUUGUAGAUCCAAUCCUGCUGCUACUUAAAAAUAACGUAUUUGCACCACAAAGUGCUGAAAGUACUUAACAAAAUGUUACUUAUUCGGGACUUUUGACUGGACUUUAGGACUGGGCGCUUUCUGGCAUGGAAAAUAUAAAAAGUUAUACAGUGUACAGUUAUUAACUAUGCAAUUGUAGCGAUGAAAAUGCCUUGUUUCUUGAAACAGUAACCGAUCGUUUUCAGUUAUUUAAGUACUGUUUGUAGCAAAUUGUACCCGGUCCUGCUGAAUAAUUUAGGACUGCUGCCCUAGGUGUGAAUCGAGGUGCGUUAACCCACAUAGAUAAAUUCUAAUGUAAGUACUUCACUAAUUUCCUGCAGAAUACUUUAUCUGUGCGGGCUUCCUUCUUUCUGCAGACUGCAUUUGAAAACAUUUCUUUGCACAAUACUUGCCAUUGAAAUGUUGAAUAAGAAAAUGUUAUUCAGAGAAUAUAUUAUUCUCCGGUCUGGAGAGGAACUGUUGAGCAAGAAUGCAGAUGAUUAAAUUGACCAUGUCUGGGUGGUCAGCGUUUCACCCAUCGUCCACUGUCGGAACUCACCGUUCGCAUGAUUCUUCUCUCUCACACACACACACACACACACACUCACACACACACACACACACACACACACACACACACACACACACACACACACACACACACACACACACACUCACACACACACACACUCACACACACACACACUCACACACACACUCACACACACACACACACACACUCUCUCUCUCUCCCUGUCUU